AUGACUUUAUUAAAUAACGAUAUUUUGAAAACAAUUAAAGAUAACUGUUUCCAGAUAAGUUGCACUACACCUAUAGUUUAUAUACAAAAUAGCAUUGAAAUAUACUGUGGUAAGCAGCAAAACCAUGGUGCAAGUGGUUCAGAAAAUGUAUAUAUUAAAAUUGAAAAUAUGAAAAACAACAACAGCAUCGCUGAUAGUGGGGCUAUCCUAAAAAAAUACAAUAGCAGCCUCAUGGAUGCUGAAUUAUUAGCCAAAUUAAAUAAAGAAAUAUUUACCACCUUCAAUACUAAUAUUUAUGAUAAUGGCGACACUAAUGAUAAAAAAAUUAGAAUUCUUUUAGAAACUACUGAUGUUCAACAAUGUUAUAAAAUACUGAUUUAUAAAAACAUACUUCCCGCAGAUAUAAUAGACGGCACCUGUAAUAUUAAUUAUAAUAUCAUCAAUAAUGAUACCGGCAAAAAAGAUGUUGAAAUACCCCCCAUUAUUAUACAGCAUGAUUUAACUAGUAUGGUGUCUACUGUUGGUGAUAAGAAAACCAAUCACAAAAGUGGCAAUAUUUCUUCUCCCUCCCCUAUCGCUAAUACCAAUUCAGAAAACAUACAAAGAAGGUUUAGCGGCAAUUCAUUAACAAAUGAAGGUGAUGAUUAUUUUGCUGUAUGCAGCGAUAAUGAGAACCCAAAAUACAACUUUGAUGUUUCCCAUCAUAUAAAAACAAACGAAUACAAUGAUAAUGAUACAGAUAAUACAACUAGCAUAGAUACACAUAUCAAAUGGAACAUUCAAGAUGAAGGGAGAAAAGACAUGAGAAAAAGAAAUAAAUCUAAUAGCAUAACUGGUGAUUCUACAACUUCUGUCAAUGAUUCUAAUGCAAAUACGAAAAAGUUAUUGGUUUCUAAAAACCCAGUAUUUAGUUUGAAAUGUCAUGAAAAGUAUAAGACCUUACCUGGCAGUCCAAUGCCAAGGGUUAUAAUUAAUAAUGAUGGGGAGGAUGAGGGGGAUGAUGAUGAAGAUGAUGAUGAUGAAGAUGAUGAUGAUGAAGAUGAUGAUGAUGAUGAUGAUGAAGAUGAUGAUGACGAUGAUGACGAUAAUGACGAUGAUGACGAUGAUGACGAUGAAGCCGAAGAUGAAGAUGAGAUAAAUACACCAAAUACAUCCAGCUUUAAUAUUUCUAAUAAUACUGUCUUGACACCAUCUACCAAGUUUAUCUCACCAGGUGUUUUUAUUUCUGAAUUUCCUCGUCGCCAUAAACCUAUUUCGCAAUCGUUACAACUACCCAGGGAAAAACAUAUUGGCGAACUAACCAAUUCUACCCACACUGCAACUCUUAAUCAUAGUGUCGCUUCUGAUAAUAUCACAUCCCCUGUUACUAAGCGUAAUUUGAAAUUUCCAAGAACACCAAUACCUAAAAUUCACAAAUGUAUUGACAAUAAAGUUACCACAUCAUCGGACAUUAGCACUAAUAGUUCUACUGUCCCGAAUAUUGAUGAUACCUCUGUCUUUAAAAAGAUUGAUUUAGAUUUAAAUCAAAGUGUUGUUUUGAAUAGACGUAAAGUGAAACAAAAUAAUGUAGUGCAUGCAUGA
Molecule: messenger RNA, 1581 nt
Organism: Saccharomycodes ludwigii
Lineage: Eukaryota; Fungi; Ascomycota; Saccharomycetes; Saccharomycodales; Saccharomycodaceae
Exons: 1
Coding region: 1-1581 (526 amino acids)
Source: RefSeq, a predicted model, not a curated record